GUUUUAUGGAGAGCUCCCAAGAUAGAUGGGGAACUUGUUAUAUUUGGAGACAUUGGCUUUGUCUAACAACAGUUUCGAGGGUUCUAUUCCAAUGGAGUUUUGCAGCUUGAACACUUGAAAUUUUGGAUAUUUUUCGAAACAAUUUAUCCGGCUCUAUACCGUCCUGCUUCGAUCCCCCAAACAUAAAGCAUUUCCACCUUCAUGGGAAUAGAUUGAGUGGUCCAUUGUCACUUGCUUUUUAUAAUAGCUCUUCACUUGUGACAUUAGAUCUUGGAGGAAACAAUUUAACCGGUACGAUUCCGAAUUGGAUUGACACUCUUCCUUUUUUGAGUGUGCUUCUCUUAAGAGCUAAUCAUUUACAAGGUGAAAUUCCGGUUCAAUUAUGCAAGUUCGAUUCCUUGAGCAUUAUAGAUCUCUCUCAAAAUAUGUUUUCCGGUUCUAUACCUUCUUGUUUGGGAAAUUUAACUCUUCCAUGGGAAGAGAACAAGAUCAUGCGUGUAUUUAUACCACCGGCAGGAGACACUUUUUCAACAGAAACAAAAUAUUUAUUUCCUUACAGCUAUACUGAAGAACGGAUAGAUUUCCAAACAAAGAGUGGGUUCUACUCGUAUGAGGGCAACAUCCUUAAGUACAUGUCUGGGAUUGAUUUAUCUUGCAACAAGUUAACUGGUCACAUCCCACACGAAUUAGGAAACUUGAGUGAAAUCCAUUCUUCAAACUUGUCACACAAUGACCUGAUUGGAGUUUCAUUUUCAAAAAUUAAGCAGAUUGAGAGUUUGGACCUUUCCUACAAGUUGAGUGGUGAAAUCCCAAACCAGUUGGUGGAGUUGAACAAUUUGGAGGUUUUCAACGUUGCAUACAACUUGUCAGGCAAUAUUCCAGAAUCAAAAGCUCAAUUUGGUACCUUCAUUGAAAAAAGUUAUGAGGGGAACCCUUUUCUCUGUGGACCUUUACUGCAUAAAAGUUGCUCCAAAACCGAUGCACCAUCAACAGUUUCAAGUACAUCAGAUGAUGAUGAAGGAGAAGAUAGUUGGGUAGACACAUAUGUUUUUUGUGCGAGCUUUGGAGUUUCCUAUGCAGUGAUGUUGUUGACAGUUUUUGUCGUACUUUACAUAAAUCCACAUUGGCGAAGAACUUGGUUUUCUUUCGUUCGGAAGUGCAUCACCACCUGCCGCUACUCAACCGUGGGCAAUUUUCUUGCGUAUCACAUCUCCAGAAUUUAUCCUUAGCUGUCAUGAAGAUUUCAAUGAAGUUGGUUGGUGUUGAUCCAAGG
This is a messenger RNA of Hibiscus syriacus, 1273 nucleotides long. RefSeq names its product receptor like protein 21-like. The transcript has a single exon. The coding region runs from base 426 to 1229 and encodes 267 amino acids. The record is from RefSeq and is a predicted model, not a curated record. Lineage: Eukaryota; Viridiplantae; Streptophyta; Magnoliopsida; Malvales; Malvaceae.